This is a messenger RNA of Branchiostoma floridae (Florida lancelet), 2330 nucleotides long. RefSeq lists its product as uncharacterized. The transcript is spliced from 5 exons. NCBI's taxonomy places the organism in Eukaryota, Metazoa, Chordata, Leptocardii, Amphioxiformes, Branchiostomatidae. The coding region runs from base 1186 to 2271 and encodes 361 amino acids. The record is from RefSeq and is a predicted model, not a curated record.
CAAAUUACGGUACACAUUGUAGCGUUUAUGCUUGCAUUGGAAGACAUAUGUUGUCUGGACAUUACCCUGACACAUUUUAAAGUUUAGAAUGGAAAUGAAUCUUUCAAAUGGUAUUUACAGCAAUCUUUCCAAUCGCUAAACAGACUUCAUGGUUUUCCAUAAUAUUUGACAUCCCACAUUUUCUGCUUUACCCAGUAUACAAGCCUUUGGACCCAUGUCAACAGCCAGUGACAGGUUGUUUGGUGCUUUAAUGGCAGAGUGACAUGUAUAACCGAUGGGACACGCUUGUAACCAUCAACUGUUUGUACACACACGUCCGACCUGUUUUCCAAACUCACAACGUGGUUGGGACAAAAAACGUCCAAAUCCUUGAUCCGCUGACUUGUAAACUCCAACCGAACAGGCAAACAGCUAGCUGAAUGGGAGAUUAUUGGUAGAUUAUCGUGUAUAGUCUGACAACAACGUUUGCACAGCAAGAGAAAGUCAUUCUACAUGCAGAAAUGGUACAGCAUACCUUCUAUUGUAAUGAUUAAAUCCACUUUGAGGAACGAAAUAGCGAUCUAUGUUGCAGUUUAUCUCACUGACUGAGAAUUUACUAUAAGUAAAAGGGACAGUUUAGUCUACAGGCAUAUCUGUGGCAUUGUUUACACUGUCGGAACAAUGUUAAGUCACGAAGUACAAACAGAUUUGUAGAGGAUUUAGCGGUCGUUUGUUGGAAAGCGGCACGUUGCCACCCGCAGACCGCAGGUGUGUCGUUUGAGAAAGAUAUCUCUCUCUGUGUGGAGAUAACGUUUUGUCACAGCUACUCCAGUGUGUGAGUAUAAAGCACCAUGUACUAAGCGUGAGGACCGUGCUUUUUGGUGAGGUUGAACCUGUAUUUUGAUUGCAUUGAAAGGUUAAAGAGACAAGUGCAUACCACAGUCAAGUUCUGCUUUCUUGGGUGCAAAGAGUCCGCGACGAGGUAGGCAGUACCAGUAGGCGGGCAGCACGGCCAUAUUCCAAGCGAGAACAGGCUCGAGCUCUGUCACUUAAUCCAGACAUCACAUUAGCGUGGGAUGAUGAUGCGCUUAUCAGUGACUUAUAUCCGGGAUUGGGUGGGACAUAAUUAAGUGACGCAUCUUCCGUAUGGAGCACGUGUAGACAAGAACAGUCAAGGUUGAAAGUACAGAAAACACAACUGGCAAGAUGUACACGGGCACCAGUCAGGACAAAAAGGUUCCCGGAGUGGCGGGGGCAGGGGCAAGAUACGCCAAGAAAAAAAUAAAGUCAUCCAAAAACGGCUGGGUUGGGAUUGACGAAAGUGACGCCAAACUGGCCAAUCAGGACAUAGAUGACGAUCUGUCCCACUCUCUGGAUAGGAUCCAUCUACAGAAGUAUCGUACGAUGAUCGAGAGAUCCUACAACACUAGAGGCAUCAGGAGACAACACACAGACUUAUCUAUUCAGAGAGACAUCGCCCUGAAACUCGACCUGGACUCUGCACUGAGCAGGCCACCGCGCUCAAAGCUCGAACGGCCAGGGAGCUCUCUAGCGGAUUCUAGUAUGACUGCAGCUGGGAGGAGACCGAGGACAGCAACGCCGACUAACGGCAGACAGAAGAAACGCAGGAACGCGACGGCUGUCGCUCCAAACAGUGACCGAUUACUUCGAAGCAGAAGCGCCUCCUCUUUUGGCGACAAGUCAAAAUUAGACGAGAAACGAGGGAGAACUCUGUCAACAGACUCAGAACUGUCAGUGAUCUCAAAGAGUAGCGAGACUAGUACCAGUACUGAAGCGGACGAUAUUAGUGUUGUUACCGCAAGCACACAACCUAGACUACUGAGGAGAGACAGACCCAGUACUGUCUCGGGCGAUAGGAUACUCGAACGUGCAAAUAGUCGUGACAAUGAUCCGUACUAUGGAAAAUCACCUUAUACCUUGACGACGUCAACGUUCACGUUAUCAGGAGCUGCACGAUCUCCGAAUCCCGUUAGGGGGCGCCCCAGACCGAAGACUGCUGUUCCGCAAAGUCGGACAAGAAACUCACGGGCUGAAGCCCAAUCGUUAAGAUUACUGAAGUCUAAGACACACAUAGAUGAACUGCUUGGCUCUGAGAUAGAGGCUAGAAGGAAGGCGCAUGAAGAACAGAGAAAAGCCUUGAAGGAGGAAACGGAAAGAAAAUUGAGAGAAAAAGUAGAAAACUUUUGCCAGAGAUUGGACGAAUUUAAGAAACAACAAAAAGACGAAGCAAACAUGUUUCGACCAAGGCAUUUCAAUUUCGCCCACUUUUAGUACGUAGGUCAGAUUUGUGAAGAGGAAUUCCCAUGGAAUGGGCAAAAACGUCAUGUACA